Hibiscus syriacus is the source of this 1477-nucleotide messenger RNA. RefSeq lists its product as uncharacterized. Lineage: Eukaryota; Viridiplantae; Streptophyta; Magnoliopsida; Malvales; Malvaceae. The record is from RefSeq and is a predicted model, not a curated record. Gene Ontology annotation, biological process: double-strand break repair via homologous recombination. Gene Ontology annotation, cellular component: Slx1-Slx4 complex. The coding region runs from base 4 to 1308 and encodes 434 amino acids. The transcript has 4 exons. Gene Ontology annotation, molecular function: crossover junction DNA endonuclease activity; 5'-flap endonuclease activity.
UCGAUGAGAAAGGGGAAAGCUGCUCCAAAGAGGAGCAAGGAAGCAGGAGACUCGAAAUCCAUCAAUGAGUAUUUCAAGCAGACAAAAUCGGUGACGAACAACAUCAAAUCCCAGAAUUCCGAUGAACAAAUCACAGAAUAUGGAGGUGAAAACAAAAGCAAGCCCGGAAAAGGGUUCUUCGCUUGUUAUCUGUUAACCUCUCUCAGCCCUCGUCACAAAGGCCAGACUUAUAUCGGAUUUACAGUGAACCCACGGCGGCGGAUUAGACAGCACAAUGGGGAAAUUGGUAGCGGUGCUUGGAGGACAAAGAGAAAACGCCCAUGGGAGAUGGUUAUGUGCAUUUAUGGCUUUCCAACAAAUGUUUCUGCUCUUCAGUUUGAGUGGGCCUGGCAGCACCCUCAAGAAUCAGUGGCUGUGAGACAAUCGGCUGCGACUUUUAAAUCUUUUUCUGGAGUCGCCAACAAGAUCAAACUCGCAUAUACGAUGCUCACCCUCCCUGCCUGGCAGAGCUUGAAUGUCACGGUAAACUACUUCUUGACGAAAUACACAAAUCAUUCUGCUUGUUGCCCGAGCUUGCCGGAGCAGAUGAAAGUUAAAGUUUGCUCCAUGGAUGAGCUCCCCUGCUAUACUGAACCAGACGAAUCUGUAUGCGAAGAUGAUUGUGAUAACAUGGACGAAUGUGACGAACUCGGUGAUACAUGUGGUACUUCUAAUGAACAAUUCGAACACAUUGAAGAAUACGGAACAAGAAAACUAGGAGAAUCAUCCAAUCUUGGAGUACAUAAUGUUGAGUCAUUAGUUUUAAUCGAUUCCCCAACUAGUAAGGCCACUGAAUGUGCAGCUACAAGCACUGCUGGGAUGGAAUCUUUGAGGGGCAUGUGGUUUACAUAUGCUGUGGAAGCCGAUGAAGAUCCACCACCAUGGUUAAAAGAGAAACUAUCGAUUACCGAUAAUGAAAAACGAGUGAACUCUUCCACUUUUGGAGCAUACCCCACACAGCCUUUUGAUUUCAUUUGUUCACCGGUAAGGAUAGCAGAAGGAACCGAUACAAGCACUAUUGAGAAGGAACGUCGGGUUCAGAAGCAAUCAUCAGCGACGGUAGCAGGCAAUGGAGAUCGACAGCCAUGGACAAGAGAGAAACCAUUAACCACUGAAGUUGAAGUUGUGAAAGAUCAUGUCCCUAGCUCCGAUGCUGCACGAGAGGUCGAGGUAAUAGAUCUAUUAACACCGUCUCCCGCCUAUAGAGUCCGGCCAUGCACCAAAAGAAGAAUUUCCGAGUUUUUACCGGAGAUCAUAGAUCUCACCUAAGUUUUAUCCAACUAUAGGAUGCCGAGCGUGAAUAAUAGAAGAGGAUUAAGGAGGCCAUAGAGAUUAAUUGUUCUUGUUUUCAUCAAAUUCUCCAAUCCUGCCUAUGUGAUGAUGAGGAAAUCACAUCAUUGUAUAUUAGGGCAUAAAUUGGAAGGAGAUAAAGUUGCAC